CGUAGAGUCGCACAUUUGCAUGUUGUAACGGUGCGCUGGUUGCAUGUCUUAACGAUGCACGUUCAAUGCCGCGACGCUUUGCAUGAACGCGGAACAAAAUUUUGAAUUAAGUGGAUGCGCUCCAGAGCAGUGAAAAUGUUGGCGUAUUAUUCUCAUGUUCGGCCCAUAUUGUUGAUUAUGAUGUUUACAGAGCUUGCGCUCGGUUCGUUCGGAGUUUGACGGCGUGAUAUUUUUUAUUUUUAAAACUACAUUAUUGUGCAGCGGUCGAACUAAUUAGACUUUGGGCAUUUGGGGUUAUCAUUGCUACAAAAACUAUGCAUACGCGGCGGCUCGUGAAGCGCUCCGUCAUUGGGAGCCGCGUGUAUGCGCCGGGUCUACUGGGAGACGCGGCACCGCUCACGGGAGUCAUCCAGGCUGUCAAACAGGACAACACAGAUGCUGCAACCUGUCAUCGGCGCAACGUGUACACUGUGCUUAUGCAAGACGGGAGCUUGAAAGAAUACUCCGAGGAAGAGAUCGCACAGAUGACUGCGAAAGGACCGCUGAAGUCGAGCUUGAAGGUGUUUGGUCAGAGCACCUGUAAUGGUUGCCUGAGGGACGGGCCCACACAAGGCCAGACUGGAGGUGUGCAGAGAGGAGAUGCCCCCUCCUUGUGCCCGGAGAACAUUGAGGAUUCACGGGUGCUGGAGCACAAACGAAUGGGCUGGGCACUGGAGCUGGAGAAAGACAACACCCGCUCUGUUUCUCUGCUGGAGCAGAAGCGCAAGGUGGUCUCGUCCAGCAUCGAUGUACCACAAGCCAGGAAGUCAGAGGAGGAAGACAUGGACAAAGUGACAGCUGCCAUGGUGCUGACCAGCCUGUCCACUAGUCCUUUGGUACGGAGUCCUCCUGUUAAGGUUAACGAAGGCCUGAAUGGCUCUUGGAAGGAUGGAGGCUUCACCCCGUCCAGCUACAGCAGCAGCGGGUACUGGAGUUGGAGUGCGCCCAGUGACCAGUCCAACCCCUCGACGCCAUCCCCACCCCUGUCCGCUGAUAGCUUCAAACCCUUCCGCAUGCCCAGCCUCAACGGCCCACCGGACGACAACAUCGAUGAGCAUGACGAGAACAGCUUGCUGUUUGACGAGCCCAUCCCCCGCAAACGCAAGAACUCCAUGAAGGUCAUGUUCAAGUGCCUGUGGAAGAACUGUGGGAAAGUCUUGAGCACAGCUGCUGGGAUCCAGAGGCACAUUCGAACCGUCCACCUCGGGCAUAAUUGUGACACAGAGUGCAGUGAUGGUGAGGAAGAUUUCUACUACACAGAGAUUAAACUCAACACCGACUCUGUGGCGGACGGCUUGAGCAGUCUGUCCCCUGUUUCUCCAACUGUGCUGUCUCCCCCAACAGUCCCGGACCAGAGACAGCCGGACGGCACUAACGGGACAAAGAGUGAGAACAGCACCAACACCCCACUCAGUCGCUCAGCUCCCAGUGCACUCUACCUAGUGCAUACAGACCACGCCUACCAGGCCACUGCCCCAGUCACCAUCCCCUCCACCAGCUCCACCGGCUUCACCCCCUCCAGCAACAGUUUCAGUAUCUCCUGGCAGUCCCCAUCUGUUACAUUCACUGGCACCUCUGCCUCACCAACUCACACCCGGACUCAGGGCUUCGGGGAACAGCGCUCUCAAACUAUUGCAGUGCUCUCAUCUCCCCCAAGAGCUGCAGGCUCACUCAGUAAGAAGUCCCGCGGUGAGGGGAAGAAGUGUCGGAAGGUGUACGGCAUGGAGAACAGAGACAUGUGGUGCACUGCCUGUCGCUGGAAGAAAGCCUGCCAGAGAUUUGUGGACUGAAACAGCUGUGAUGGCUGGGACAUGGAAAAACUGGGCAGGCUUCCCGUGCAUGCAUAGCAUAAUUAAAAACUUCCCUUCACUUUGUUACUGGCACCUCACCCUAUCUCUAAGGCAGAAGCCCGCCACCCUUCUGAGGAAGCCCAUUUCAGCCGCUUGUACUCGCAACCUAGUUCUUUCGGUCACGACCCUGCCUCAUCUUAAACCUGCGUGGACCUGGGGUCAAACCCCAAUGCAUUCCCUCCAAACACAACAGACACACUUCUGUCUCUUUUUGCAGAUUCCCAGCUCUCCCUUUGAGGCGAGUUGCUUAACACUGCAAAAAAAAAAAAAAAAACUUUUAUGUGUUCCAUCUCUCUUUGUUUGUGAUUAACUUUCUUGUCAGUUUUUGAAGGACCAGCAAUGGCUGGAUCAGCCCGUCCAAGCUCUUUUAAAAAGAGAAGAAAGCUCUUUUUGAGACUUUGGGAGUGCUAUAAAACUGAGAAGGGGUGUGUUUCUUUUUCUAUGGGCACUUCCACUUUUUUCCUGCUCAUUUUCUAAAGGUUAAGGGUUGGACAGGCAGAAAACCCAGUUUUAGCCCUGUCUCUUUAAAAGAAUGUAACCCCACAGGGGUUUGUUUUAAGAAAUCAAGGGUGACUGGACAGCUCCCUCGAGUGGGAAUUCAUCAAUGCAAAAAAAUACAAGGUAUGAGAGGCCAAAUGGAUGAAAAAGACUUUCAACUUCGCCCUUCAGCUGUACUGUCACAACAAAUUUCUCCCUCAACUGAGAGAUUUUAUAUCUCUGGUUUUAUAUGCAUGUUUAACAAUAGGACAUUUCGUUCAGGGAUGCGUCAGUACAAGCAAAACCAGAUUUUAAGAAGCAAAAAGAAGAUUUAAGCAGAGAGGUUUUUGUCACAGGAAUUGCUACCAGAAAGGGUUUUUUACAUGCCAUUUCCUCCUCUCUUUUUGUGUCUUUUUUUGUGUGUGUGUAUCUGACUUCUACACAAUAAAGUACAAAGACUAUGUUCAUUAAAAUCCAACGGCAUAGACUCGCAUCAAAGCUGACGGCAGAACCGGCUAUAAAGAACAUCUGUUCAGGCAACGCAACCCUCAUUCCCACCAGACUGCAUGAGCAGGAAUUAAACCGCAUUCAUACGAGAGCCAUACAUUAAUCAGCAGUUUCACAAUGGAGUUGUCUAGAGAGGGUCGACCGACACGACUGAGCAGCAAGUGUUAAAACUCUGCAUUUUACCUCCGACAGGUGAAGAGCUCUUUUCCUCUCACCUUUUUUCCUUGACCUCAAAGGUUCAAGUAAGAAGUAAUAAAAAUAACAAAUACCAUAUCCACUACAGUGCAGAUCAACCAACCGCAGGAGAUCAACAUGCUGGAUGCACUCAAGUGUGGUUUUAUUAUUCUUGUGAAGUUGGUACAGUACACUGGUCAUGUAAGGAUAGAAGUCUUUUCACAAUGGGCUUUUUCACAUGCUGCAAAGGAUGACCAGGAUGGAUUAAAGAUUACGUGUUACCUGUUAAUGUGGCUCUGAUACAGAAAUAUAUGACACCGUUCACAUAAUACCAACACUAGCUUGUUAACAUGCAAACACAACAGUACAUAAUGUGGUCAGUUUAUUGUCUGUCAGAUGAUUCCUCUCUUAUUCACUGUCCAUAUUAUGUUUAUAUAAGUAUAUAGUCUUCUAAUUUCUCCAAAUCUGUUUUUUUUUUUUUACACCCAGAGUAACACAUGCACUUCCGACAACUUGGUUUUAUUGGUAAAACAGAGAAAGUAUCUCUUAUUGUAUAUCCCAUAAGAUCCAUGUUAAAUCAUUAUGCUUUUAAAGUGAGUUCAACCAAAAAUGAAUAUUUCUCUCAUCAUUUAUUCACCGU
This is a messenger RNA of Xyrauchen texanus (razorback sucker), 3687 nucleotides long. RefSeq names its product zinc finger protein 704-like. NCBI's taxonomy places the organism in Eukaryota, Metazoa, Chordata, Actinopteri, Cypriniformes, Catostomidae. Gene Ontology annotation, biological process: regulation of transcription by RNA polymerase II. Gene Ontology annotation, molecular function: DNA-binding transcription factor activity; RNA polymerase II cis-regulatory region sequence-specific DNA binding. The record is from RefSeq and is a predicted model, not a curated record. The transcript is spliced from 9 exons. Gene Ontology annotation, cellular component: nucleus. Bases 315 to 1829 code for a protein of 504 amino acids.